Megalobrama amblycephala (Wuchang bream) is the source of this 1096-nucleotide messenger RNA. Its product is annotated as CD48 antigen-like. The record is from RefSeq and is a predicted model, not a curated record. The transcript is spliced from 4 exons. Lineage: Eukaryota; Metazoa; Chordata; Actinopteri; Cypriniformes; Xenocyprididae. The coding region runs from base 1 to 927 and encodes 308 amino acids.
AUGUUUGGAGACAGCCUACAAAUGGAGAGUCAAACUGGAUCUUUGACCAUCAGGGACAUCAGAACCAGAGACUCUGGAAUUUAUCAACUAGACAUCAUAUACACCCCUUUCAAGCAAAUUACAGUGUUAUUCAAUGUCACUGCUUAUGAUGAAAUGAAGUCAGUUUCAGUGACUGCGGGAGAGUCUGUCACUCUACACACUGAUGUUCCCGUUAUACACCCACAUGAUAUACGUUAUAUACAGUGGAGCUUUGAUCCUAAAAAUACUCUUAUAGACAUUCAUUUUGAUGAGGGGACACCUAAGAUAAGAUAUUAUCAUGAUGAGAUAUUCAGAGACAGAUUACAGAUUGACAAUCAAACUGGAUCUCUGAUCAUCAGGAACAUCAGAACCACAGACUCUGGGUUGUAUGACCUACAGAUCAUCAGACUUGUAAAGUCAUUGGCAGUAUUAUUUAACAUUACUGUCUAUGCUCGUCUGCCCAUACCUGUUUUUAUCAGAGACUGUCCCUCUUCAUCAACAUCAGGAUCAUCAUCAAAUUGUUCAUUGCUGUGUUCAGCUGUGAAUGUGAGUCAUGUGACUCUUUCCUGGUACAAAGGAAACAGUUUAUUGUCCAGCAUCAGUGUGUCUGAUCUCAGCAUCAGUCUCUCUCUACCUCUGGAGGUGGAAUAUCAGGAUAAAAACACCUACAGCUGUGUGAUCAACAAUCCCAUCAGAAACCGGACCAAACAUCUCAACAUCACUCAACUCUGUCACACAUGUCCAGACUCUGUCCAGUGUUGUGGUUUCACUGAAGCUGUGAUUCGAUUGGUCAUCUCUGCUGUGGUGGGCGUGGCUGCUGUUGCCAUAGUGGUUUAUGACAUCAGAUCCAUAAGAGCUGAAAAGAAGCAGAGAACAUCAGAGUCAGUCUCUGAAAUAAUAAACUAUUGAUCUUGUUUGGAGUAAAAUUAGCUUGUAAGCCAGUGAUGCUCAAGUUGUUCUUUUGAGUUGGUUCUUCUCAACUGGAGAUCAUUUUAUAUGCCCAAAUGCUGUAAAGAAGCUGUAUCUGUUAGGACUCAGAUUUGAUAUCUCCUUUUGGUUUCUUUUCUCUUGUUUUGUU